AGGAACCUUCCGACGAACUUUGUGUCCUCGGAGUUUCCUCGGAAUUCCGUCGGAAAUUUCCGACGGAAUUCCGAGGAAAUAUGAAUUUCCGAUGAGAUAUUUCCGAGGACUUUUUUCGUCGGUAUGUCCUCGGAUAGCGUUAUUCCGACGACAUACCGACGAUUUUUUCCCUCAGUAUGCCGAUGUUUUCUUGUAGUGAUUAAAGAUCUAAAAAAGACUUGACAUACUCAAUUCCAUCAAAUUUAGUUGAUAUUUGUCAUAUAUAUCUAAAUUUUUUUACAAAAUAACUUAAAUGAAACUAUUAAUAAUUAAAAUAAAACAUUUUUAAACUCUAAAUUUUGCAUUUUAAAGCUUCAUAUUACUUAAAAAAUGUUAUAAAAUAAUAGCAAAUAUUGUUAGCAAAAAAUAUUUCAACUAAAUCAUAAAAUAACAUAUAUAAAAUAGAACACAAAAACAUCAUAGUUUUAGAUAUACAUGUUUUUAAGUCGGAUACAAAUCGGUUCUUAUCGAAUCGGGUCGGUUCCUUUCGGGUCUGGAUCUAUUCGGGUCGGUUCCUUUCGGUUUCAAGUCUAUUCGGAUAAAAAAAUUUAGACCAAAAAAAUACUUGUAAAUUUUUGUUCCGGUUCAGAUUUUUGGGUCCAUGUUAAAAUACCUAGGCCUAUUCACGCCAUUUCAAUAGUUCCGAGGCUUCUCCAUGAAUAUUUAUUUUCCGAAUGUUAUUAAAUACUUCGUUAUUUAUUUCAUUUUCAUCAGGCCAACUAGGAAAUAUCAAAUCACUUCUCUCAUCACGUGCAUUAACUACGCUUUAUAACUACGCUUAAUAUAAAAUAUUCAUGUAUAUAUAGAUAGGAAGUUGCGCCAUAUGGCACAAAAUCAACCGUCACAAGCUACGUACAUGCUCUGUAUCUUACCAGUUACAAGAGCUCCAAUAUCGCAUUUUUCCAUUCUUGCAUCCUAAAGAAAAAGGAAACUUUUAACCCUAAUCCAAAGUUCGUAUCUCUAUAAAAGGAAACCUUGGGUGACACUUCUCUCAGAAACCCUAUAAAAAAACUCAUAUACUUUGUUCUUCCCAAGAGUCUCAGAGAUUCGCUUCAAUGGAGUGGGUUCGUGGAGAAACAAUUGGAUACGGAACGUUUUCAACUGUCAGCCUAGCGACGCCGUCAGAUUCCGGCGGUUUCCCGCCUCUUAUGGCAGUGAAAUCGGCGGACUCUUACGGCGCCACCUCCCUCGUAAACGAGAAGUCGGUGUUGGAUUCACUCGGAGACUGCCCUGAGAUCGUACGCUGUUACGGCGAGGAUCAAACGGUUGAGAAAGGAGAGAAGUUGCAUAACUUGCUAUUGGAGUAUGCUUGGAGAGGAAGCUUAGCGACGCAACUAAUGAAACUAAACGGCGAGGGUUUACCGGAAUCCACCGUGCGCCGCCACACAGGAUCCUUGCUCAGAGGAUUACGUCACAUCCACUCGAGAGGGUUCGCUCACUGCGAUAUAAAACUCGGGAAUAUUCUGUUAUUCGACGACGGCGCCGUUAAGAUUGCGGAUUUCGGUUUGGCGAGAGAUUUAACGGUGUCAAGAGAAGGCGUGGAGAUCAGAGGGACGCCGUUAUAUAUGGCGCCUGAAUCCGUUAACGAUAACGUGUACGGAACAGCUGCUGACGUGUGGGCGUUAGGAUGCGCCGUAGUGGAGAUGUCUAGCGGAAAAACGGCGUGGAGUGUUGAAGAAGGGUUGAACUUCAUGUCGCUUUUGAUACGAAUCGGUGUCGGGGACGAGUUGCCGAAGGUUCCAGAGGACUUGUCGGAAGAAGGAAAAGACUUCUUGUCGAAGUGUUUCGUUAAAGAUCCCGAGGAAAGAUGGACGGCCGAGAUGCUUUUAAACCAUCCUUUCGUAGCCGUCGAUUGUGAAGACAAUGGUCAACGGGAAGACUUAUUUGUGGAGGUGAAAGAAAAAGUAUCAACGUCGCCGAGAUGCCCGUUUGAAUUUUCCGAUUGGGAACCUAUCGCGUCGGAAUCAGUCAUGCAAUAUCAGCCGUUGGAUUCUCCGGUGGAGAGAUUUGAGAGCCUGGUUAGUGAAUCGAUCCCUAAUUGGUCCAUCGCACAAGGCUGGGUCACCGUACGGUGACGGGAGUGAUAGAGAAACAGGGGAAAAUAGACUUGUUGACAAAGGCUAGGUUAUUUUUGUUACACCUAGUUGGAUCCAAAUUCAACGAUUCUUAUUCAAUUUAUUAACAUGUAAUGUGUUUGUUAAUAUGAACAAUUCAUUGUAGUCUUAACGUAUCAUUGAUGUUUUUUGUUACUA
Messenger RNA from Brassica rapa (field mustard), 2291 nucleotides. Its product is annotated as mitogen-activated protein kinase kinase kinase 18-like. The record is from RefSeq and is a predicted model, not a curated record. Gene Ontology annotation, molecular function: protein kinase activity; ATP binding. Lineage: Eukaryota; Viridiplantae; Streptophyta; Magnoliopsida; Brassicales; Brassicaceae. Gene Ontology annotation, biological process: signal transduction; protein phosphorylation.